AUGAUGCGCUUUCGCACGUCUCACAGCGUCGGCGCGCUGCUCCUGCUGCUGGUAGCGCGCGGCGCCCCGAGCGCCGGGUCGUCGGCGAGCGGGACGCUGGCCCGCCCGAGGCUGGAGGGCUCGGCGAGCGGUCGCCCUCGCGAACCGCAGGCCGAGUUCGGGAGGCGCCAGGCUACAAGCGGCGAGCAGUUGCUCAAGCUCUUUGCGAGUGAUGGGAUCCAACUCCACAGGUUCGGUGUAUCGGUGGCCGUUAGCUCCGACGGGGCCCGCGUGGUGGUGGGGGCCAACUACUAUGACGACCAGGGCGAUCAGCAUGGCUCCGCGUACGUGCUCGACGGGGCCACUGGCGAGAGGCUGCUCAAGCUUGUGGCGAGUGAUGGGGCCUUCCUCGACUAUUUCGGUACUUCGGUGGCCGUGAGCUCCGACGGGGCCCGCGUGGUGGUGGGGGCCUACUCUGACGACGACCAGGGCUUCAAUUCUGGCUCCGUGCACGUGCUCGACGGUACCACCGGCGAGAGGCUGCUCAAGCUUGUGGCGAGUGAUGGGGCCGCAGGCGACAAUUUCGGAAUCUCGGUGGCCGUGAGCUCCGACGGGGCCCGCGUGGUGGUGGGGGCCAAAGGUGACGACGUCCAGGGCGAUGGGUCUGGCUCCGCGUACGUGCUCGACGGUACCACCGGCGAGAGGCUGCUCAAGCUUGUGGCGAGUGAUGGGGCCGCAGGCGACAAUUUCGGAAUCUCGGUGGCCGUGAGCUCCGACGGGGCCCGCGUGGUGGUGGGGGCCAACGGUGACGACGACCAGGGCAGUGGGCUGCUCAAGCUUGUGGCGAGUGAUGGGGCCGCAGGCGACUCUUUCGGAGCCUCGGUGGCCGUGAGCUCCGACGGGGCCCGCGUGGUGGUGGGGGCCCGGGGUGACGACGACCAGGGCAGCUAUUCUGGCUCCGUGCACGUGCUCGACGGUACCACGGGCGAGAGGCUGCUCAAGCUUGUGGCGAGUGAUGGGGCCGCAGGCGACAAUUUCGGAAUCUCGGUGGCCGUGAGCUCCGACGGGGCCCGCGUGGUGGUGGGGGCCUACUAUGACGACGACCAGGGCUUCAAAUCUGGCUCCGUGCACGUGCUCGACGGUACCACGGGUGAGAGGCUGCUCAAGCUUGUGGCGAGUGAUGGGGCCGGAUACGCAAAAUUUGGUAAUUCGGUGGCCGUGAGCUCCGACGGGGCCCGCGUGGUGGUGGGGGCAUUUUAUGACGACGAUCAGGGCGUUGAGUCUGGCUCCGCGUACGUGUUCGACGGCACCAUCGUCACCACCGAGACGGCCACGAGUUCCGCCACCGAGACAACAAGUGAGACGACCACCGCGACGACCACCAAGACGGCCACGACGACCACCGAUACGGGCACGAUUUCGGACACGUCAAACACCACAGCCACCGAGCCAUGGGAAUUAAUUGCAGUCUUCGCUGGUGUCUUGAUCUUCUUCAUUCACAACGCGGAGGUGGAGGUCAACUAG
Prorocentrum cordatum is the source of this 1503-nucleotide messenger RNA. The record is from the annotation of a GenBank genome assembly. Lineage: Eukaryota; Dinophyceae; Prorocentrales; Prorocentraceae.